AUGUGCGCGUGCCCCGUCUACACUAACGAGACGUAUAAGACGAGCAAGAAGCCUUUGCUGGAACCCGAGUCCUCCCAACGUACCCUCGCGUGUCCUCCCCUCAACUCCAACCCUAACCAGCUCCUUCUUCACCAACACCACACGUCCCUGGAACGCCUCAAACAUGGACGACAACUCGCUCCCCACAACGGCCAAGCCCCCCGCCCCGAAAGAAACCGAAGCGCCGGCUGCCUCCUGCCUGCCUUCUCCGGGGCUAUUGUCUGCUGGCUCCUCAUCGGCAGCAUCAGCUACAGCCCUGUGGCCCGGGCCUCCCUCGGCGACGCCUUCAUUGCCCUCGCCGUGUUCCUCAUCUUCUUCCAGGCCGUCCUGCUGCUCAUCGCCUGCACUGAGGUCGGCAUGCUGUGGCCAGGGCGCGCAAGCCCGACCCUCACAGCGGGAACCGCGGGCUUCGCCGCCGCGAUGCCCGGCGCCAUCUGGGCCGCGGAGAGCUGGGCACACUGGGGCCAGGGGCUGUUCUGGGCACUGGGCGGGAUCUACGGCGGGGUUGCGCUGGAGGUGGUCACAGGGUUCUGGUCCCGGGUCACGAGGCGGCUGGAGAGGUCUGCGAGGAGUGGGUGA
This is a messenger RNA of Colletotrichum spaethianum, 618 nucleotides long. RefSeq lists its product as uncharacterized. The transcript has a single exon. The record is from RefSeq and is a predicted model, not a curated record. Bases 1 to 618 code for a protein of 205 amino acids. Lineage: Eukaryota; Fungi; Ascomycota; Sordariomycetes; Glomerellales; Glomerellaceae.